ACCAGAGAUGUUGAUGCAUAUGACAGAUAGAGUCAAAGCGUGCAUGCCCUGCUCUGGUAGUAGCACGUGGGGAUUAAUAGUUUCACUUUCUUCAGAUCCAUCAUCAUCCUCCCGGCUGCCACCGCCACAACUACCCUUUGACUCCAUGACACGCAAUCACUCAAGCUUUAUCUAAAAUUUUCCGUUUUCAUUUUCCCCAAUUACAAACAUCUAAAAAUGACUAUGUCGGCGAUCAUCCACUUUCAAUCGCACAACACCGUCGUUCCUACCCCUCUCCAAAUGGCAUCGCCAUCAUCCGCCGCCCUCCGCCGCGUCUGCUUUCAACUUCCCUUCCGCCGUCUUCCUCCGUUGCCAUCGCUUCGGUUGACAUCGGUUGUUAGAGUUAGGGCUUUCUCUUCUGAUGAGACGGAGCCCGAGAUCUCAAUCAGUGGCGAGAAGGUUUCUAAUAAGCCUCCGAUUUGUACUGCUGACGAGCUACACUAUGUUUCUGUCAAUAAUUCCGACUGGAGACUUGCUUUAUGGAGAUACCAUCCUUCUCCGCAGGCUAAAUCGAGAAAGCAUCCACUAUUGUUGUUAUCAGGGGUGGGAACAAAUGCGAUCGGGUACGAUCUCUCACCUGAGUCUUCAUUUGCUCGAUACAUGUGUGAACAAGGAUUCGACACCUGGAUUCUCGAGGUUCGAGGAGCCGGCUUAAGCAUGCACGGGUCCCACCCCAAAGACAUUGAACAGUCAGCACACGCAAUAUCCAACCAGAUGGAAGCCGUUGCUGUUUCCGGAGCAGAAACCGUUAUAUCCGCAUCACAGUCUUCAUCUAACAAUACAAAGGAAUCACCGAUUCCACUGGAAUCAGAGAUUCCAGUGGAAUUACCAACCGUCUGGGAGGAAUCAAUACUUGUCACUAAGUUAACCGAAACCCUCAUAAACCUUUCAGAUAGAGUAUCCGGCUUCCUAAGUGAAGGUCAAUCAAGACUAAUCUCUGCUAAAUUAUUUGACCAAUUUUCAAAACUCAUAGGCGAUUCUUUCCUAGCAGAACGUUUUAACGAAAUAAAGAAAAACAUUUUAGGUUUAUUGGAAUUAAAACAAACCUCAAGUGUUGCAAGUCAAAUACAAGACCUGAGUCAAAAACUAAUCAAUAUUAUUGAAGAAGGUCAACGUUCUAUUUCACCACCAUUAUUUGACCUUCAAGAACGUUUGACCACAACCAUGGAAGACUUCCAGAAACAAUUGGACAUGAUUGUCAAAUAUGAUUGGGACUUCGAUCAUUACCUUGAAGAAGACGUUCCUGCUGCGAUGGAAUAUAUAAAAGCGCAUACUAAACCGGAAGAUGGUAAAUUAGUUGCUGUAGGACACUCCAUGGGUGGCAUUUUGCUAUAUUCCAUGCUAUCACGAUUCGGUGCUGAAGGAAGAGAACCAGGGUUGGCUGCGAUUGUUACUUUGGCAUCUUCACUUGAUUACACUUCUUCAAAAUCAACACUAAAGUUACUGGUACCACUUGCGGACCCCGCACAGGUGCUGAAUGUGCCUAUUGUUCCUUUAGGAGCAAUGUUAACAGCUGCAUAUCCUCUAACAUCGCGUCCUCCUUAUGUUUUAUCAUGGCUUAAUCAUAUGAUAUCAGCACAAGACAUGAUGCAUCCAGAGUUAUUGAAAAAGCUAGUAUUAAACAAUUUCUGUACAAUACCUGCUAAACUGUUGUUGCAGCUGACAUCAGCAUUUCGUGAGGGUGGUUUGUGUGACAGAAGUGGGAAAUUUUUUUAUAAAGAUCAUAUUCAUAAAAUCAAUGUUCCUGUGUUGGCCAUUGCAGGGGAUCGAGAUGCCAUAUGCCCCCCUGAAGCUGUACAGGAAACAGCGAAGCUGAUUCCUGAGGGGUUGGUUAGUUAUAAACUAUUUGGUGAACCGGAUGGCCCACAUUAUGCGCAUUAUGAUUUGGUUGGAGGGCGAUUGGCGGUUAAUGAAGUGUAUCCAUGUGUUGUGGAAUUUCUGAGUAGUUAUGAUGAAAUUGAAAAAUGAUAUUAUUAUGAAGGAAAUGAAGGAAGGUUUAUUGAGUGAAGGAAGAUCGAAGAAACAUAUCAUAUGGUUGUCCAGAAUGUAGAUAGAUAGUUUGUGAAUGAAAAAUAUAUAGUAAGAUCGAUGUUGUAUCAUAAUUCAUGCGAAAAAUAUUGUACAAGUUAAUUAAUCUGUCAAGCAAAAGUGUUGUUUUAAUUUAAACUAGAAUUGUUUAUUUGGAGAAAUCAAUUUGUUGAUGAUGAAUGAGUUGAGUA
Molecule: messenger RNA, 2258 nt
Organism: Lactuca sativa (garden lettuce)
Lineage: Eukaryota; Viridiplantae; Streptophyta; Magnoliopsida; Asterales; Asteraceae
Product: alpha/beta hydrolase family protein
Source: RefSeq, a predicted model, not a curated record